AUGCCCGAAUCAAUCGAUACACAACCAAUAUUACGACCUCUAGAAAUCGACGAUCAAACUGCAUCUGUCAUUGCUGUUGAACUCACUGAUAUGAAGUCACCUAAACAGCAAAAACUACCGAAGUUAAAAAGCAAACUCGGGAAACGCCUUGGUUUUCACGGCAAGAGUCUGUGGGAUUGGUUACAAUUGUUUUCAUCGAUGCUUGUUCCCCUCAUGAUCGGUGUUUUUACCAUUGUCACCACAGUUCAACAACGUGAAACAAAUCGACAACAACAUUUGUCUGAUCGACAAAUUGCACAAUUACAACGGGAACAAGACAUGCACGUAGCGUCUGAACAACGAAAUGAAACAGUAUUUACAAUGUAUAUCAAAGAAAUGUUUGAUCUUCUCCAACAAUCGAAUUCAACUUCAAUCAACAGUGAAAUGACACAAAAUCUCAUUCGUAUAAAAACUGUUACCGCCUUACGUCAAUUAGACUCGAGUCGAAAACUGUUCCUUAUCCAGUUUCUUUAUGUAUCGCAUUUAAUUGGUGUACCCACAAUUUCUCAAUCCGAUGAAGAAGGUGAACAAUUGAAGGAAAUUGAUUUGGCAGGUGCGAACUUGGCUGCAGUCGAUUUCAGUCGAAUAACAGAAAAAGCAUCGUUAAAAAGAGACGAGGAAAUUCAAUUCGUGUUGCAAUAUGUUAAUUUAGAAAAUGCUUCAUUUUCGAAUUUGAAUUUAAAAGAAAGUGAUUUCACUGGUUCUAAUUUACAAAAUGUAGAUUUUCGUAAUGCUAAACGUGAAUGUGUGAAAUUCAUUGAUUGUCAAUUGCAAUCGGCUGAUCUGAGAGUACCAAUCGGUUGGAACUGUAUUAAUAGAAUUGAUGAUCCUGAGGGUCCAGAUCCUAUGCAAUAUUUUGCCCAGGUUGAUUAUACAGGAGCAAAUUUAACUGGCGCACAAAUCAGUGAAGAUGAAUUGUCAUGUUCGUAUUCAUUGAAUGGAACUAUAUUACCAAAUGGCACGGAAGUCAACGAACAUUUCAACGAGAAUUUAGUGGAAAAUAAUGGUGAUGAUUGGCGUUUUGGGGUUAACAAAAAUUGUUCAUCAAUGGACGGAUGGCAAGUAGUCAAUGGUUCGAUAUCAAAAGUUCGACUUGGUGCUUUAGAACAGCUUCCUGGCAUUGGUGUUUCAUUUCCAGAGUUCAGAAGAAAUGAAUGUUGGUUUUGGGCGGGAGAGAAAUCAAACAGCAGUACAACCACAAUGUCCCAAGUGAUUUCACUUCGGCGAUAUUCUCGGUGGAUCAAAUGGUGUUUAGCGAAAUAUGUUCUUUAUUUUGAUUAUGCAGGAGGCAAAGAUCAGUGUUUGGUAACAUUGAGAUUUUUGGAUAAAAAACAAAAUGUUGUGUUUACAGCAGGAAACGAUAGAGGUAAGAACAGCCAUGUAGUCAGUAUUAGUGUUCUGCACGAGUACAACAUUUUGUACCCGUGCCCAACCUUACAAAAAACUCUACGCCUGAAUCCAAACCCGUCUGAUACUAGACGAACUAUACAUAAACCCGCUAGACGGGAUUCAUUUGAUCGAGUGCUUUGUUCCACAUUCUCAACAAGAAAAAAAUUUAGUUUAACAACCAUAGGUUUUUUAUUUUUUAAAAUUUUCUUAAUAGUAAAAAUAUAUCGUGUACGCUAAUUCCAAAAAGGAGCUUUACAAAGUUCCAGAACGGUUUUCCAGAGGGUUUCCAGAGACCGGAUCUCCGGAAAACUGCUUAAAAAUCAUCUUUUAACUUCGAAAACCACUUUUUUAGAAAUAGCACACCUGAAAACCUAUAAGGAAAUUUUUUUAUAGACGUCCGGAUUCCUUUCAGACCACAUGUCCGCCUGCUCUAGCAAAACAUGCCCACUGUGCACACAACCUUAAUGAUUUGCAGACCUAAUAAUUUGGAUUCCUAGAAACUUUAUUAAGGCAAACAGAACCUCGUAUUUUUGGAAAAAAUACCCGAGCCCGAACCGACAGAGUUUUAUGGCAUCCGAAGCCGAACCGUGCCUGACAGCUUCAUACCCGAACCGAUCCUUGGAAUCUAGUAGGAUACGGUCGGUUACGUAUCGGAUGGCAGGACUCCAGUCAGUAUUUACAGGAGUGGAUUUCAAGGAAAAAUCUUUUGGGCUUAAAGAAAUAAAAAUUGGAUCGCCCUUAAGAGACAUUUUCUGAGAAAGUCGGGCAGUAUAUUAAAGCAAGCCGCCGUGACCAGCACGGAUUUGGCUGAAAUUUUUACUACUUGUGACUAGAAAAAGGUUAAAAUAAAAAUUCCCGAAAAUGUUUCGUUGCAGAGCAGCGUGGCUCAGUCGGCUAGUGGGCAGACAACGUACUUCAAAGAUACGGAGUUUGAAUCCCGGCAACGGCGGUCGCGUGAUAGUCUUGGAGCAGCGAUCUAAUGCUCAUUGUCUCGGUACCUUUGGACACAGAUGCAAUGGGAUAACCCGAUUUCAGUGGUCAUUGGACUGGAGAGAUGAGAAUUAGAGUUUAAAAAAAAAAAGAUAUGGAUGUUCCACCAUUACUGGGUAUUUAGCUAAAAAAUUCACUAAAAUUAUGAUUUUUCGACAAUAACAAAAGAUAGCGUGCUGAUAUUUUUACCAUACAUGUAGAUAGACAUGACCAGUUUAGAAUAAAAAGAUCUCAACUUAAAAUUGUGUCUUCGAUCCAAAAACUGGAUUUUUCAUCUAAAACUUGUGAUCUAGCCUUCUCUCGGCGUGCUCGGGAUUAGGACCUGCAACUUUCAUGACAUAUCGAGUAAGGUUAGUACUGUCAGAAUUUGGGGCAAAAUUUGUUUAGGUAGUUUUCUAAAGACUUUGUUUUCCAGGAGGAUCUCCAGAAAACCUCUUCUCCUAAACAUUUUGAAACAAGUUCGGAAAGAUAGAGCCUGAAAUUCUCUACAAAAUGAGAUGUCCGACUGUGUACGCUGUUUUUUGCUUGAAAGAUGAAUUCUGUAACACUACAUCUGCUUUGUUCACAGGUUUGCUGGAAGCAAAAAUAUCGAAAUCAUCUCUUGUCCUUCGAAACGCUAUAUUCUCAUAACAAAACAUCGUACACAGUCAGGAGACAUCUCAUUUUGUAGAGAAUGCUCUAUCUUUGCGAACUUGUUUUAGAAUUUUUAGGAGAAUAAGUUUUCUGGAGAUCCUCCUGGAAAACCAGGUCUUUAGAAAACUACCUAAAUAAAUUUUGCCCCAAACUCUGAUCAUGAUUUCUGAUAGUACUAACCUUACUCGAUAUGUCAUGAAAGUUGCAGGUCCUAAUCCCGAGCGUGCAGAGAGAAGGCUAGAUCACAAGUCUUAGAUGGAAAAUCCACUUUUUUCAUCAACGGUCUUUUUUCGAUGACAUUUUAAAAGUAAAUAGUCCAGGCAAAGAUACAUCUUUCCUGAACAUUUCGUUGAAAAAUAUUGCAUCAUUCUGGAGACAUCCCGAUUUGGGUGAAAUGUUUAGGUAAAAACCUCAUCGUAAGGCGACAUCUAUAUCUUGGAAAGUAAGCAUUUCUAACAAGUUUUAUUUUCACCUUUUUCUAGUUGCAUAUAGGUCUACAACUGGUGAAAAUUUUCAUGCAAAUCGGUGAAAGUCACGGUGCCGAGCUGCCUGACUCUCUUAGAUUAUGGCUCUUAAGCUCUUCAAAAAUUUUCUUUAUAAAAACUGAAGCUUUCACAAUGUUAUGACAGUAAAAACAUUGCGAUUUUUACAGAGAUCGUCAAAGAAAUUUCUUCUGUUUUGGGUUAUAUUCGGGACACUUUUAAAAAAUUUUGAAUCAAGUUCGAUUCUCUGGUGUCUUAAAAAUGAUUUUUUCAUAUUCACAUUCUUAACGGUCUCCAGUUUUGAAAAUUUCAGCUUUGCCGAUAAGUUUCUGAAAGAGAUCUUGCAUAGCAUCAUACCUUUCAAAAAUCGAUAACUAUUAGGUCGUUUGACAUAAUUUUGGCAUGUAUAAAAAUGAAAAAUCGAGCGUUGUCUGCACGUUCUUUUACACUAAUAAUCUGAACAUCUAGCUUUCAACAGUAAAUGAAUCCGUCACGAUGGCGUCGAAUUUAUUUUUAGUAUCUAAAACCGCAAAACAAAAUGUUUGUCUAAAAACAUUAUUUACAAACUGUGUUUCUGUUGCUAUCUAAGGUUGGAAUGAGGACGACGGCGAUCAGAGAACCACGAAAGUAACAAUUGAACAUUUUAAUAUAAACCGUGAUCCAUUUGACUUUUACAAUGGUCCGAAUACAGUUGAUAGUGUCCGAUUUGAUGUUACAAUAAUCAAUAAAAAACAUCAAACAAAUUCUAGUGUAAAUAGUAGUCAGUAUAAUUUGGUUAUGUGUACAAAUUUUGAAUUUUAUAUAAUUAAAAUGCCG
Messenger RNA from Didymodactylos carnosus, 4349 nucleotides. NCBI's taxonomy places the organism in Eukaryota, Metazoa, Rotifera, Eurotatoria, Philodinida, Philodinidae. The record is from the annotation of a GenBank genome assembly.